AUGGAAAACGCGAGCGAAAACGCGGCGAAGCGCUUCCCGAGGCGCUGGCCGGUGGAAGUCGAUCGGGUGAGCGUGGGGUCUGUUGUGGCACAGGGCGGCGUCGCAGUCAGAGACACCAUGGAGACGACAGCUUUCGGGUCGAACAGCACCGCCGACGACUCGGGCGAGCGCGGAGGCCUCGCAAAUCCGAGACCCGCGGUGUUGGCGCUUCCUCUUGCGCUCGGGACGUAUCAACUGACCCACUUCGCCAUGAAACGCUGGUUAGAGCCGUUGGGAUGGAAAGUCAUGAGUCCUCUCAUCCCACCCGAGCAAAAGCGCGACUGUGCGGCCAAGUUCGCCGAACGGGCAUGGGAACUGAUCGUGUACGUGAUUCUUUUCGUCUGGGACGCGGUGGUUCUCUGGGACAAGCCGUGGAUGUGGGACGUCACCCUCACCUGGGACGGAUUCCCUCAUCAUCCCGUGGAACGCGACGUCUGGUGGCUCUACAUGGCGCACGUCGUCGCGAGCGUUUGGUUUCUGGUCGCUGUGCUCGUCCACACCGGGAAGAGGAAAUGGCCCUUGUUCUUCCAUCACUGCAUCGUCUUGGUCGCCGUCUAUAUCGGCUGGUUCGCGAACGGCUGUCGGUUCGCGUGUCUCAUGUUCGCACUGUACGAGGUCUCCGACGUUUUCCUCGUUGCGGCUCUCUCGUUUCACGAACUGGGACGGAAAUUCUGCAGGAACAUCAUAUUCGCUCUCACGUUGACUGUCUUCGUUCCCAGCAGAGUUCUUGUCAUACCGAUCAUAACAGUUCGUGGUCUCUUGAGUGUGAAAGUCAUCACGGGAGUCAUGUAUGCAAUUUCGUUCUUUCUCUUUGUAUUGACUGGAUUAAGCAUCUAUUGGGCUAGAGGCAUGUAUUCCGUACUCAAGAGAUCCAAAUUGCCCAGCUUGCCAUGCUUCACCGACUUGCUAAAUUUCAUCCUUCAACCUAUGGAGCCUAAGCUACGAAAACAACUAAAGAUUCUCUUGAAACGAACAUGAUUUUAUUCUUUGUUUUUGUUUUUUUUUUAAGCUUGUGUAUGUAUCUCAAUAUUUUUUUAUUACUAUUUUGCACUGAUUUUUUUAAAUAUUCAAGUUUGAAAUUUUAUACACUAUGAAUCUGUAUGCAUGGCAUGCACAAUGUUCAGGAAUGCAUGUAUGAUGAUCACGUGAUGAAGGGACGUUUCCAGGAAAUGAAUUUCUGAAUCCACCCGAGGGACGUCAUGGAUGCAAUCACCGUGACUGACCCUUUCCACGAGAAAAUGGUGUGCAAUCCGAGUUGAAGUUGACCCCCUGGUAAUUUUCUUUUCAAACGCAACAUCUUAAAAAAAAGCAAUUUCAUGCCCUUCCGGGACGGAGAGUGGACGAUGCGAACCAAGUGAGUCAGCAACGGUCAAGCUCAAUUGUUUUCGCAACUUGCAAUCUCCAAUUAGCAAGCAAAAAAUUGGGGUCCCACACGUGCCCAGGACGUGACGCGUCCAUGGAAUAUUUGUUGCCUUAAGAAUGGCUUACUUCUUGUUAAUGCUCAGCUUCGGCUCCCAUUCCGAGUCCGUUAUCGUUUCUAGGAUCAUUCUAAUAUGCUGUUCGCUGAACGUCGCGUUCCUUAUCCCUGCAAUAAUCGAAUUUCAUGCUGUGUACAUAUCUGAGAGUCAAUCGGACGUGUAUGAUACUUUAUUUUUAAGAUCCUCGGUAAACACAACCCCAAGUGCUGGUAUGAUUUUAUGGCUUUAUGAGUCUACAGCUACCGAUU
Darwinula stevensoni is the source of this 1765-nucleotide messenger RNA. Lineage: Eukaryota; Metazoa; Arthropoda; Ostracoda; Podocopida; Darwinulidae. The record is from the annotation of a GenBank genome assembly.